CGGGAGAAGAGUUUGUUUACCAUAGCUACGCAUAUAUUUCUUCAACUGCAAUCGACCCAGUUUAAAAUAUCGCCGUCUGAGCUUGUGCCAAGGUUUUCUUGUUUGGAUAGAAGAUGUUAUGACAUAAGUAACGUAUAUACCGGACCAAGUUACUGUUAUCGAUCGCGUCAAAGCAUCCCUUCCCUCCCCGACUGAUUGGCAGGUGUUCGCAGUAAUAUGCCAGAGGGAGCACGCGCCCCGUACCCCGGGUUCGAUGCCACUGGGUCGUACCAGACGCCCCGUCAGAUGCCGAGGGUGAAACCGGAAGCAGAAGAGAUUUCCCGGAAGCACAAAGGUUCAAUCAACUUGUUCGCAAUCGACGACAAGGACACGGGUCCCGGGGCAGCCCCUCCACCAGUUCCUAAAUGUAAUACCUACGCAGCUAAGCAAAACUACGAACUUGGCCGGACAGGAAACGUUGGCACUCUGUUGGGUGGCAAGGUUACGCCCCGUCCAGACCCAGGGGCGUGUCCCAAUGCCAGGGUCAAACCCGAGGCCUCGGGUAUCGCCGACAACCACAAAGGGAAGGGCACUGCAGCAUUGUUUACAAGCUAUGGUAAUGUACCAAGGUCCGCUCGAUCGGAACCAAGGGUCAAGCCUGAAGCACAAGUCAAUGCUUCUAUGGAUCUUGGAGGUCGAAUGAGUUCGAUUUUACACAAUCCAAAAGAUUUACCAGAGACCCCUAAACCUGUUCCAAGAGUGAAACCAGACGCUGACAACAAUGCGUCGUUGGGGAAAGGUAAACAGAUGAAUAAGAUCAUGUGUAAAUAUGGCGAAACUCCACGGUCGAUGCGGGCACCACGUGUUAAACCGGAAGCUGAAAACAACGCAGCGCUUGAUCAAGGCAAACGGAUGGGCAAUUUGUUCACGAGUUACGGCAAUCAGCCGACGUCUGCUCGACCGGCACCCCGAGUGACGUCGGGGGGUGAGGACUCGGCAAAUCUGGGCAAAGGCGGCCGGAUGUCCCGACUGAUGCACGACGCCGGCAGCUUCCCCGCGCCAUCGGCCCCGGCCCCAAGAGCAACCAACUCGGCAGCGAGGAGGAUUGUGAAGAAAAACCAAGGCACCAUGGGACAGAUAUUCUCACAGAGUUCGAAAUGGCACCUGGUUGCCCAGCCGGGCCGAAGUACCAAAGCGUUCUAGAGUGAAAUAAGGAUGUUAGUUAUAUCGUAACAUGGCUAGAACACUCUUGGUUGAGAACUGAGUAAAAACUCUUGAUUUAUGAUUAAAUGUUGUUAGUCGAAUUUAAGAACUUAUGGACUUUAGCUGUGAAUUACGAAACUUGGGCCGGUUCAACCAAGCCAUUUGAGCUGUACGCCAGUCAGUAUUAAGGUGUAUGGUUAAGGAUCAUUUAGCGCUAGAUGGUACUUUGAAAUACUACCUUUUCCAUUGAUAUAAGGGACAGAUAUUGUACCAAAGGGUACUUAAUCUAAUGCGCACGAACAUCUCUUUGUCUGAUAACGUUCUGGUUUUAAUGUUUGCUUCCACAUAGAAACACAAUGUAUAUUUGAGGUGUAAGUUUUCGCCAUGCAUUGAGAAAGAUGUUUCAAUAUGGUUAUCGAGCGCACAGUCUUCUUAGGAGUCUCCAUGUGUACGAGGCAAAACAGGACCUGCAACUUGAGUCUCGCCAAAUGUAAUGACACCGUAAAUAUGUUAUGGAGUUCUUGUGGUCAACCCAACAAAUUGUUAUAAGUUAUGUUUGCAUAUGUAACUGUACAAACACAAAGUGUAUUCAAACACAUUCAACUGAGCUUUUGACCAUUUACGGGCGGAAAUGCCUUCGCAAAUAGAUGAUGUUGCCGUCGGGAAAUAUGAAAAAUGUGUCUAUUUUGUACACAUUUUGUAUUUUGAGACUUACAUGUAUUUCUAUAUACAUUGUUGUAAAUAUUACCUUUAUAUUUGUUUUCCCAUUAAUUUUGAACGGAAUAUUUAGUUUAACUUAUAAUGCUUGAGGAGAUAAGACUAUUUUAAAGCAUACGAAACCUUGUAUAUUUUGCAUAAAAGUAACCUCGGCGGCAGAUGUGAAAUUGCAAUGAGAUUAAAAAUGCAAUACAUGUUGACAUUUCUAUUACUUAAACAUUUUUUUACAUGUCUGUAGUUCGUCACUGGUUAAGGGGCGGUGGGGUAGCCUAGUGGUGAAGCGUUCGAUUAUCCACAUGGUUACAAUGUGUGAAGCCCAUUUCCGGUGUCCCCCCGCCGUGAUAUUGCCAUAUUGCUAAAAGCGGCGUAAAACUAAACUCACUCACUCAUUGGUUGAGGUUGCAGUGUGUGUGCAUGUCUGGUACAUGUUGCGGUCCCCAUGUUGCCAAUGUACCGUCCGAUCACAAUGAAUCCUUAUAAAUCACUAUGCCCUGUGCACACCGCUGACCGAAUAGUAGGAUAUAUGUUGAUCGAAUUUGUAUGUAUAUAAUUAUGCAGCUGCUACUGAAAGAUGUUUUACAACCAACAGGACUGUGAUUGUUUUAUCAGGAAACUCUACAGUGUCUCGAUUUGUUAGAGCUUCAAGCGCAUGUAAAAUCAUAUUGUUGCAUUGCGAAAUCACCCGGGCCCCGUUCCGCGAAGUGAUCGAAGCGCUAAGAUGAUCGUAACUCCCAUGUUUUAACAUAGACUGAUGGCUAUCGUAGCGCUACAGUCGCAUUGUGAAAUGGGAUGUUGUUCACUAGCCGUGUUUUACGCCAAACAAAGUACAACUUUUGUGUCAGUGCGUAUGCUUUGUGUUUUAACAUUUCAUCUUGUUUGACUUUCUCUGCAAUUUUCUUGGAAUAUAUGGCUAUUUCCUUGUUGACCUUAUAUAGAUAUAUUUUCAGAGUACCUGCAAUAUUGUGAACCAAUUUUUCCUCUUUUGGGAUCUGUGCCUUUUCUAAUUGUAUCUAUUUUUUUUGUUGGAAUAGAGUAUUUCAAAAAUAUUUUGCGAAGUCAUAAUAUGUAUAAAAAGCGGCCUUCACAGAGUUCAUAUUAAUGUUAAAUUGAAGACUUUCAAGAAUAAAUUGAUACUUUGAUCAAAUUCA
This is a messenger RNA of Haliotis rubra (blacklip abalone), 3047 nucleotides long. RefSeq lists its product as uncharacterized. The record is from RefSeq and is a predicted model, not a curated record. Lineage: Eukaryota; Metazoa; Mollusca; Gastropoda; Lepetellida; Haliotidae.